AUGCAAUAAUAAUAGCCUCAUGAUAUCUCCCCAUGGAAUCAAAACAACGAUGAUCUCCUGACUGUCACCGAAUAACAAGUCGACGAAUUCAAAACCCCUUACGAAAACUUCCAACAAUAGCAAGACCAAUAUAAAAAGUAGAAAGUUAUAAAAGUCAACACCACCAAUUGUAGAGGUGAAACCAGAUUAAUACGUAAAUUAAUUGCAAAAAACAAUUGGAAAGAAGUUUUCAACGAUGGCGACAUUUGCUUGCUAGGAUUACCAUUUAAAUAGUAAAAUUAUGACGAGUACUUCUCAUAAAUUGUUAACCGCUAUCCAGGAAUGGACUUACUGGCUCACAAGACAUAGUCAUCAUUUUAUUUGAAUAAGUUCGCCUAGUAUUUUCCAGAAGAAUACGAGUUCUUUCCUAAAACCUACAUCAUACCAGAUGAACUGGAUAAAUUUUAAAAAGAAUAUAAAAACACUCGAACUUACAUAGCAAAACCCGAUGCAGGAUCUUAAGGGGAUGGAAUCUACUUGCUAAAAAACUUAAAAGAAGUAAAGACUAAUGAGAGUAUAGUCAUCCAACAAUACAUCUCAAAACCUCUCCUAAUAGACAAAAAGAAAUUCGAUCUAAGAUUAUAUGUUCUCAUUACAUCUCUAGACCCCUAUUUAUGCUACAUCAAUAAGGAAGGACUAGCUAGAUUUUGCACUGUAGACUACGAAAAACCUAAUGACAAAAACAUCAGGAACUCCUUCAUGCAUUUAACCAACUAUUCUCUUAAUAAGAGAAGUACCAAUUUCCAAGUGUUUAAUGGGAAGAACAUCUUGGACAUAAAUGAGGGAACCAAAAGAACUUAUACAUCCAUCAAGAAGAAUCUAGAAAUCUUGGGUUACAAUAAUUAAGAUAUUGAGAAUGAAAUUGAAAGUUUGGUUGUGUCCUACUUAAAGAGUUUACUUCCAUUUCUUGCAUUCAAUUAAAAAUUAGUCUUCCAAAAAAAAGUUGCUGAAGUCAAGUGCUUUCAAGUCUUGGGAUUUGAUAUUCUACUUGAUGAGAAAGGCAAACCAUGGUUAUUAGAAGUCAAUUCCAAUCCCAGUCUCUAAAUUGAACAUGAAGUUUUUUCAGCAAAUGGCAAAUCCGUUUUUGAAGAAUCUUUGAUCGACAGUUAUGUUAAAGAGUUAGUUCUGGGAGAUGCAAUUAAGUUAGCCAUGAUGCCAACAGAAGAUUAAGAAGAACUUCCAGGAUUCGAGAGUUAUCGAAAAUUAGAUGUAGAUUCAACUGAAACUAUAUUCUCAUAGAUGAUGUAGCUUUAUGGUUUUUUGUCUGGAUACAAAUUUCAAGAAUAUUUAACCUCUUCGAAGUUUUAAAAAUUGGCAAGCUUUCCAUAAAUGACUUCCUAGACUUUUCUAAAACAUGAUUACGAUUUGCUAUUCAGGAAAAUUAUAUUGAGAUCAUGCAAUACUAAUUUAAUGGAUUUCUUUCAAUUUAUUAUUGCAAUUGAAUAACUUGCUGGAAAAUUAAACUAGGAUUUAGAGGAAAUGCUGGAUAGAAUAACUUAGAAUUUAUGA
Messenger RNA from Paramecium octaurelia, 1548 nucleotides. NCBI's taxonomy places the organism in Eukaryota, Ciliophora, Oligohymenophorea, Peniculida, Parameciidae. The record is from the annotation of a GenBank genome assembly.